Messenger RNA from Monoraphidium neglectum, 432 nucleotides. RefSeq lists its product as hypothetical. Gene Ontology annotation, cellular component: nucleus; cytoplasm; TRAPP complex. The coding region runs from base 1 to 432 and encodes 143 amino acids. Gene Ontology annotation, biological process: endoplasmic reticulum to Golgi vesicle-mediated transport. NCBI's taxonomy places the organism in Eukaryota, Viridiplantae, Chlorophyta, Chlorophyceae, Sphaeropleales, Selenastraceae. The transcript has 5 exons. The record is from RefSeq and is a predicted model, not a curated record.
AUGAUCGUCUGUGCCGCGGUCGUGGGCCCUCAGAACAACCCGCUGUUCCUGGAGACUUACGUGCCCGCUGACGACGAGGCCAAAUUUCACUGCAUCGUGCACUGCUCACUGGACGCCGUGGAGGAGAAGGUCCUGCUUCGGCGCGCCCCCGGGGAGGUGCCCGACCUGUACCUGGGCCUGCUGUACCCAACAGAGGAGUAUCGCGUCUAUGGCUAUAUAACCAACAGCCACACCAAGUUUGUGGUGGUCCUGGACGAGUUCAGCCCCAGGGAGGACCUGCUCACAAAGGUGUUCAAGGCGCUGCACAGCGCGUACGUCGACGCAGCCAGCAACCCCUUCUUCACCGUUGGCUUGCCGCUAACGGCGCCCUCUUUCGCGGGGGAGGUGGCCGCGGUAGUGCGUGGAUACGCACAACAGCUGGCGCAGCCCUGA